Molecule: messenger RNA, 3200 nt
Organism: Vanrija pseudolonga
Lineage: Eukaryota; Fungi; Basidiomycota; Tremellomycetes; Trichosporonales; Trichosporonaceae
Product: DNA-binding protein creA
Exons: 3
Coding region: 722-2983 (753 amino acids)
Cellular component (GO): nucleus; cytoplasm
Molecular function (GO): RNA polymerase II cis-regulatory region sequence-specific DNA binding
Source: RefSeq, a predicted model, not a curated record
UCCCCGACUCCACAAUCACAACAACUCCGUCUCCUGGUACCAGUCAUUGGUUCCACAUACCUCUGUCGCUGGCAUCCAUCACGGCCACUGCAUUCCAACGCGACAACGCACCAGCGCAGCACCCCUGGUUUUAAACGCACGCAUCGUUUGCGCAAUCGGGCACUACCGCGACACACGUUCCCCCCCCCCCCCCCCCUGCUGGCACGGCACUCGCCUCCCCUCCCGGCCCCGCGCUCCUACCCCACCCUCUCAUAUCUCCAUUGCCGCAUCCCACAAGAGAUACUUCCCACCCAUCCAUCACGUCUCUUCUCUCUUCUCUUCUACAACAUCAUCCAUCCAACACGGUAGCACCGACACAUCAAGUCUUUUCCUCCAUUCGCCAUCCGACUUGAUUUCUUUGCCACCACCACCACAUUGUUUGGCCACCCCCCCUCCCGGCACGCCACCCCACACACGUCGACACCGACUUUAGACUCUCGUGUCUCCCCCCCGUUCCUCUUUAUUUUUUUUUGCAACAACCCACGUCCAUCCUUAUCCUACACUCCCACCCCCACCCCCCACCCCGCGUCCGAACAAGCCGGCGCAAUUGAUACUACUCCACGCAGUUACCCCCCUCCUCCAUCCCACGGGUACCCGCUAGUCUUUAGUGCUUUGCUCUUGCACACAAAAGGCUUACAUCACCCCUGAAACGCAUCUUUUUCGCGUCUUUGCUUCUUCGGCCAUGUCGUCUCAUCCAGCAACCAUGGCGUCGGCCAACGACGGCGGCGCUGAAAACAACAACCCCCUCGCUUCGCUCCCCACCCCCGUGCCCGAUCCCAUCACGGGCCGUCUCGACCCAAACGACCCCGCGGUCAAGGCGCUCACAGACGCCGCGCUCAACAUGGACAAGAGCAAGAUUCCUCGUCCAUACAAGUGCCCCUUGUGUGACCGUGCUUUCUACCGUCUUGAGCACCAGACUCGUCACAUUCGCACCCACACGGGCGAAAAGCCGCACGCGUGCACCCACCCCGGCUGCGACAAACGUUUCUCACGUUCAGACGAGUUGACCCGACAUGCCCGCAUCCACCUGCCCCCUGCAGCUGAGAACGGAUCAAAGGCCAAGGCAACAAGACACGACGACGAAGACCACGAGAUGGAGGACCGCCGUGGAGGCCACCUCCCCCACCUCGGCCCCUCGUACGGUAUGGACUUUGACCGCCACGACAACUACAGCGGCUCUUACCUUCCCCCGCUCCCCAUGGGCAACGGUGCUUCGGGUGGCAUGAACGACAUUUCUGCCCUCGCCGCCGCCGCUUCGGACCAGCUUUACGAGCUUGAGAGGCACGAGGCUUUCCGUCGUGCCGAGUACGAGCUUCGCCACCGUCAGAUUGCGGCUGGUGCCGGCCGCAAGAGCAACGGCGGCAGCCCCGGUUCGUCGACCCCUGCCAACAACAGCUUCUCGGCUCCCAACCAGCAGAGCUACGGCUUCUCGAGCAACGACCGCGAGCGCUUCUCGCAGGGAGCCCCUGCACCGGGCGGCGGCCAAAUCGUUUUCCCCGUCUCGGCCCCGCAGCCUGCGACCGCCAACCACCCAGCGGUGCCCGCGGGUACGCUCGCUGACCCCACGUACCUGGUCCCCCCGACCUGCUGCCACGAGGACUGCCACAAGAGCUACCGCAAGCGCCUCAAGGUCGCUCGCCAGACUGCCGCGUGCCCCAACUGCCUUGGCGGAGGCCACGGUAACGGAGUGAACAACGGCCACAGCGCCGGCGGUGCUGGUCACGGCUCGGGCUCUGGUGGCAACGACGGCCACCACUCGAGCAACGGUAGCACGCCCAAGGACCGUUCCAACCUUGGUUCGGCCGAGGACCUGACCAAGCUCUCUGGCGGUGCUCCUGGCGGCAGCUCGUACCACCUGCACCACGCCAGCCUGCAGCAGCAGCUUGCUCGUCUUCAGCAGCAGCACUCGCUCCAGGUGCAGAAGCAGAAGCACGCUGCUCCUCCCCGCCAGUCUGGCGGUGGUGGUGGUGGCAGCCACAACGGCCACCACGGCCACCACCUCUACCCCUCGCAGCACCCGGUCAACCUGCACAGCCACCGCUCUUCCCACGCCUCGCUCGCACCCUCUGCCGAGCCGUCGCGGGCACCCAGCCCGUCUUCUGACGACUCGUCGGAUGACGAGAUGCCGCCUGCUGGCCAUUUUGAGCCCCACUUCCCGGCUACGAGCCCCGUGCUCGCCGGUAUGCGCGGCAUGAGCCUCUUUGCUGGCCGAAACGCUGUAACUGCCCCAGUUUCUGCAGUGACGAGCCCGAUCCACUCUCGCAACCCUUCGCGUGCCAACUCGCGCGCUGGCAGCCCCGUGGAAGGAGGCCACUCUGCUUCGUCCGGAAAACACGGCCACGGCUCGCACACUGCGCGUGACGCCAAGAACCGUGCUCACCCGUACACGCACCACGGUCACCACGGCCACCACUCUGCGUUGAGCUCGAUGCCCGCAUCUCCCCGCGUUGGAGCCUCCAAGUCGCGUAUGUCGCCUCCCAAGCUGCCCGACUCGCACCACAAGUCGGUCGAAGAGAUUCUCAACUCGUCGUCGAUCCCUCCACCCCCGCCUCACAACGACCGCACGCUGCCUCCCCCCACAACAUCGGCGUCGUUCUCGUCGCUCCACGGUGUGGGCGGAUACUCGCUCUCGACGCACGUUAGCCCCGUUGGCUCGCGUUCGUCUUCGCCCGUGCACUCUACGUCGACCAACAACCACUCGCAGCUUGCGCACUCUGUGCGUGCGGCGUUUGGCAUGACGCCCUUGCUCCGCGGCUCCGAGACACCGUCGACGGCUACGACGACCAACCCCUCGCCCAAGAGCGUUCUGACUGCGUCGUCGCCUCCCACUCGCCUCCCACCGCUCGGCCACCACAAUGACCACGGCAAGCCGUCGCUCCCUUCGUUUUCCAGCAGCCGGCAUACAUCGCCUGUGCACCUGAUGGAGCUGGACGGACAGGCGUAAGCCAAUAGAACGAGGCGUGAGCAGAGUUGACAGGCGACAUAGAGUCCGUCGUCAAGGUCAACAUGGGAGCUGAUAGGGUGGGUGUAAUCACCGCUUCGCCACUUGGAUUACGAGAUUGCACCCUUACCCCCUUUCCCACCUAUAGAGUGUGCUAGACUGGUUUCUUUUAUUUUUUGGAUACAAGCCGAACAGUUCCUAUGUAACGUGUCGUUGAUGA